UCUCGGUGCCGGUCUUCCACAGUCUCUCUCUCUCUUCUCUCUCUCUCUCUAAACUUCUCUGUUGCGACGCGCUUUGAAAUUCAGAAAUUCCACACUUUCACCUACUCCGCUUCUACCUCGAACUACUAGUGGUUGGACUUUGGGCGAGCGGCACCAGAGAAGGGGAUUUGGAUCGGAAGCCGUUCCUCUCUCUGCUGCCGCUGCCGCCGCCGCCGCUGCUGCUGCCGCGAUCUUCGAUGGGCACACCGGCGUUACCAAGUCUCGGCAAGCAUUGUUGCGUCGAGGACUGCAAGCUCAUUGAUUUCCUUCCUUUCAACUGCGACCGAUGCAAUCAAGUAUUCUGUCUGCAACACAAAAGUUACACAAAACAUCCAUGUCCACUUACCAAUCAAAUAGAUGUGACUGUCCUUAUAUGUCCACUCUGUGCUCAACGAGUUCACCUUCAUCCAAAUGAAGACCCAAACAUCACUUGGGAUAUUCACGUAAACUGUGAGUGUGACCCAUCAAAUUAUCAGAACGCAACGAAGAAGAAACUCUGUCCAGUCCCCGGAUGCAAAGAGCCAUUGGCCUUCUCCAAUACAAUUCGAUGCAAGGAUUGCACACUCGAACACUGUCUCAGACACAGAUUUGCACUCGACCAUGAAUGUUCUGGGCCGAAGAAAUCUGAAACUGGCUUCUCAUUCAUAAGUGUUCUGAGGAGAAGUCUCAAGCGUGAGCUCACACCAAUUCAAUCCUCAAAUGGCUCGGUGAAAUGGUGCUUAAAUCUGCGAAAUUCAGCCCUGAAUUUACGUGCCUCGGCUGAAGCUGGAAUGCAGAAGCUAAGUGCUGCAACUAACCAUGCUCUGCAGAAGGCAAAAGAGGGUUUUGGUGCUGGUGGCCAACUUGUGGAACACUGCCUUCAAUGCCCGGCAAGAUUUUCCAACGUGAAUGCUCUCAUAGAUCAUGUGGAGAAAGUGCAUGAAGAUGCUGUACAGAAAGCUUGCGCUGUAGUAACAAUUGAUAUUUGCCCUCUCUGCAGCAAAGCAUUCAGGGAUCCUGUAUUGCUGGUAGAACAUGUUGAGAACCAUGAGAAUGCUACAAGCUGAAUUAUGUUGGUGUAGCCAUCUGAAACAUAGACCAAAUUGCCUCAGAAAUCAUAUUCAGCCAAAGGCUUAAGCAGAGCUGAUUAUUGGUAACAUUUCUGCGAUUUUUUUUUCCUCUGUGUGCUUUCUGCCAAGAGCUGUAGUUUUGUUUGCAUCUCCAGAAGGAGAUGGCUACAUAUUAUUAUAAAUUGUUGGAAUUUUAAAUUGUGGAGGUCAAAAUGGUCUUAUAGUUAAACAUUUAGGUUUUGUUUGGGACAACUUUCAUACUACUUUUUAAAACGGUUUUUUAGUACAAACAUUUCAAAUUCAAGAAAUUUUUGUGCUCGAAAGCUGUUUUAGAAAGAAAGAAGAAAGCUGUCUCAAACGAAACCUUAAGUUUCGUUUGGAACUGCUCUCUUACUGUUUUAUGAAACAGCUUUGUAGUACAAAAAAAUUUUUAAACGAAAAAAUUGCUUCAAAAAA
Molecule: messenger RNA, 1544 nt
Organism: Dendrobium catenatum
Lineage: Eukaryota; Viridiplantae; Streptophyta; Magnoliopsida; Asparagales; Orchidaceae
Product: zinc finger AN1 and C2H2 domain-containing stress-associated protein 16
Exons: 3
Coding region: 237-1085 (282 amino acids)
Cellular component (GO): cytoplasm
Molecular function (GO): zinc ion binding
Source: RefSeq, a predicted model, not a curated record